AUGGCCACCACUGUCAGCCAGAGCCAAGAUCCCAGGUCGCCUGAAGACCACCGUUCCCACAGCCCCCAGAGCAAGAAAGAGCUGUCCCCCACGAGCUUCCUACCCAGCCUUAAGAGCUUUGACAUUGAAACGGCCAAGUACAACAAGAAUUACAACCACCAGCAGGCUCACCCGACAGAUACCAGCCCGCUGAUCGACCGCCUCGUGCUCAAGGGCGACGACAAGAUGAGAGCGUCGGCGCCUCAUACUACUGCCCAUUCGAGACUGAGUCUGCUAUCACUGGCGCCUGGAGAGUCCAAUGUAGGGGGGAAUCCGCUUAAGCUGCCCUUGGAGCCUCCGCACUUGGAUCUUUUGCGGGCCCUUCUGCUUCCUCUGGACAAGCCGUGGCCAUACUCUGAGGACACGCUCAAUGAGCUAAUCCGGCUCCGCAUAGAGCAGGAAAAAACUAAGCACGCCCAGAUCAAGCAUGAAUUGGGUCAGGUUGUGUUGGAGCUUCUUCGUGAAGCCGAGCGGCACGGAUUUUCUGGCGACUUGAUCCGUCGCUUGUUUCUCUCCAACGACUACGCCGACCCUCAAGCCUACGUCCAUUACCUCCAGAGCCAUAUCCCUGGAGCCCAAGAAGCUGCGGGUCCUGCGGGUCCUGCGGGUCCUGCGGGUCCUGCGGGUCCUGGGGUGCCCGCGGCGCCCGCGGCUGCGAAAAGAAAGAACUCUGAGGUACACACCCCUGGCACCUUGCCAGACACUGGCCUGAAGCCACAGAGCAGACAACUGCCUGAAUUGCAAAAAGCCGCCUCGGUUGGGCUGACCGUCUCGGGGCCUCCGUCGGGGCCAUCUCCCGCAGCAGCGCAAGCUAAGCUGCCUCGAGUGCCCAUGGUCCCUCAGCAGUUCUACCCAGUGUACUACGCACCGUAUCCAGAGGCAGGGCAGAGUUCGCAAGGCGGUGGUGUUUCUGCCCAGCAGCAGCAAAACACCCAAGGCUCAAGACCCAGAGGCACCCAUUCGAAGUCGGCGUCGCAGCUGGAAGAAUCAGAAAAUUUGGGCCUGCCGUACUCCCACAAAUACCCUACUGUAGUGUUCCAGUCGCUGCCGCUCCAGUACCCUCACACUUCAGGACAGAGAGGUGGGCCACUGCAGCCUCAGCUGUCGCAGCAGCAGCAACAGCAGCAUCAACAACAACAACAACAACAUCAGCAGCAGCCUCCUCACCACCAGCCCCCGCCUUACUACUACGUCAACUCGCCCCUGGGGGUCCCAGGCCCCUUGAUGCCUCUGCAGUUCCUCAUCCCACCGCCAGUGGGGACGGUGUUUCCGUGGGGCCAAGCACAGGCUCCAGUGCCUGAGCGGGAAGACAAGCCGUUGAAACGGCACAAGACAGGCAAGAAUGGCAUCAACUUUAUGAUUACUACGCCCAAGAACCCGCCGGCGAAGAAGUACAACAAGCUGUAG
Messenger RNA from Candidozyma auris, 1446 nucleotides. RefSeq lists its product as uncharacterized. The transcript has a single exon. Lineage: Eukaryota; Fungi; Ascomycota; Pichiomycetes; Serinales; Metschnikowiaceae. The coding region runs from base 1 to 1446 and encodes 481 amino acids. The record is from RefSeq and is a predicted model, not a curated record.